CUCUCAUGCACCAUUAACACUCUUGUGGCCCCCUGAGGUGAUAUCCCUCCUCUUGUUUGAGGGGUGUGACUACCAAAUUCUACCCAUCUAUGUUCCGCAGCAGAAUGGUCUUCCAUAUUCUUAAACCCAAGGUGAGGAAAUGGAGCAAUUAAAAUGUUGUAUUUUGAAGUGACAACUGUGAUCACACAAUCCUUCAAACUGGGUGCCUGUAAUGUUUUUAAAAAGCAUAACUGUUAACAUUGUUUUAAAUCAAUCUAUAUCAGUCUAUAUAGACAAUAGACAAUAGGUGCAGGAGGAGGCCAUUCAGCCCUUUGAGCCAGCACCGCCAUUCAAUAUGAUCAUGGCUGAUCAUCCUCAAUCAGUACCCCGUUCCUGCCUUCUCCCCAUAUCCCCUGAUUCCAUUAUCUUUAAGAGCUCUAUCUAACUCUCUCUUGAAAGCAUCCAGAGAAUUGGCCUCCACUGCUUUCUGAGGCAGAGAAUUCCACAGAUUCACAACUCUCUGUGUGAAAAAGUGUUUCCUCAUCUCUGCUCUAAAUGGCUUACCCCUUAUUCUUAAAUAUCUCUCGUUUCCCUUAUCCCUAACCAGUCUGAAGAAGGGUCUCGACCCGAAAGGCCACCUAUUCUUUCUCUUCAGAGAUGCUGCCAGUCCCGCUAAGUUAUUCCAGCAUUUUGUGGCUAUCCUUUGUUUGAAAUCAAUGCAGCAAUUGAUUCACCAUUUUAGUAUGAAGAUUAUGCAAUUAUAGCUCUCUGAUCUUUUGGCAGUACUUGAAUGCAGUGAAAUGACCUGCCAAGUCCAUUGUAAACACGGGCUGCACACAAAGGAACUGUAUCCAAACACAACUUCAUUACCAUGCAACCAACUGCAUUAAUUUCACUUCCAAAGCCAACCAUGCCUCACCUUAGCAAUGAAACAACAACUCAGACGGCCAAGACCUAGAGUUGGGGAAGAACUUGUCUGUUCUAGUUUCAAAGUGGAAUUAAAAAAAAAUAUUUCAAAUGAAUUCAGAGAGAAUUCCAAGAAGCAGAUCACUGAAGCUUAGCUGGGUCUCCACAUAACAGAUAUCCCUUCCAUCUGCGUUAUUACAACCGUGCGAAUGCACGGAGGUUUGAGUGAUGAUCAUGAGGUCUAGAAUGCUGCAUAGAUGCUCCUUCCUCAUGGAAGCAAGGAGAUGACGUAGCCAGUAUGGCUUUGACAUAUGAGGAGUAUACUGCUCCACAAGGCACACUGGUGAAGCCUUAUUACUGGCUGCACUUCACUGAAAGUUGUCCCAAGUGCCCGUAUCACAUCAAAACCGGAGAUGAGGCCCGUGUAUCCUACAUGGAAUUUUAUGAAACCUUCGGCUUUCCCUACGCUCAGCCACAGCGCGGGAAUCAUCUAGUUUUUUAUGAGCUGAAGUUAUCAUCAGGCACGUUGGUGCAGAAGGGACAAGUAUCCAACUGUGCUUUGUACCAGCUACAUCCAGAGGCAAUGUUCUUCGAUAUGGAGGGCUACCUGGAUGCACUCAUGUACUCCUAUGAAGACAUUGCGUACAUCACCCUAUAUUCCAAUUACACCCCGUGCAAUGAGCGAGCCCAUGGCUGCAUCGGCAAAAUACACGAUUUCUUACUGAACUACCCGAGCACGAGGUUAGACGUCUACUUUUCCGCGCUCUACCAUAUCGACGACCGCCAUUACGAAUCGGGCUGGAACACUGAGGCUCUCCACACAUUGGCAGCGCUGUGGCCCAGAGUGACCAUUAAUCCCAUCAGUAACGGGACAUGGCUGGCCAUUCUUCACAGGUUCGUGAAUGGCGUGCCCUGGACCGCACUUUAUAACCCCGUCUUGCCCGAAAGAGCUUCUGCCGAUCUGGCCAACGCCCAUCAGAUCGCCACCAUCACCGGCGUCAACCCUUCCUAUGUUGACGUCGCCCCUCAUGCCAAGCAGCAGAGGCAACGUUUUAGACCGGAAGGUGCGAAGUUGUACAAGUUUGCGCAAGCAGCACUGCCCGCCAUCAACGGGACGCCGUUCGCCUCUCCAUACCAACCCUACGCCAAUCUCUUCAAUCUGCCCGCACUGCCCUGGUCAAUGUAUCCCCCCCAACCGCAGAAAACCAGGCCAAAGAUCGUGGUGAGACAUCUCAACAUGCCGGGCACGUCUGAGUGGAAAACCCAUUCAUCCCCGACAAUCCGCGAUGAACAAGUAACCGAGAUGGUGGUGAUAAACGAGGUUCCACUUAAGGAGAAAGCAAGCAACUCCAAGGGGCAGGAGAAGAACAAGGCAAGGCCAAAACACACAAGGAGGAACUAGCAAAUAGUUAGAAACUGGUCAAAGUGCAAAAUAAUAUCCCUUACAGCAGGUUAGAUGUCAAUUCAAGGUUCAAUGAUGUAGUGUUGCAGUAUCGUAGAACGAGCCUCAGAAUCAUAUGGCACGCAAAUAGGCCAUGCUGACCAAGAUGGGCCCAUCUACCCAUGUUUAGCUCAUGUCCCUCUAAACCAUUCCUACCUGGCACAAUUCUUACAGGCAGCGUAGUGGCACAGCUGAUAGAGCUGCGGCCUCACAGCACCAAGUUUGAUGCUGACGUCAGGUGCUGUGUGUGUACGUGGAGUUAGCACGUCAUCCCCGUAACCGCCUGGGUUUCCUUCCACAUUGCAAAAAGACAUGGCUGCUGUAAAUUGUCCCUAGUGUCUAGGGAGAAACUAGUGUGAAUAGGUGAUCGAUGUUCUGCAUGGACUUGAUGGGUCGAAGGGCCAACACUAAAACGCUACUAGACUCCUGUAAAAGCAUUAAAUGUCUGCCCGAUCAGAUUAACGUCUUCUUCUUGCGUAUAGUGUGCACAGCCUAAAGUUGUAGGACAACUUGUUCUAUUUGAUCUUAUUUGAUUGUGCACGCUGGGUUGAUUGUAUUUGUCUAAACAGGGCGGACCACGUGAAGGUUGCAAUCUCCCACCCCCAUCAGAUUACCUGUUGUACCACGAUUCUAUUCCAGGUUAACUUUAGUCAGACGGUGGUGAAUCUGUGGAAUUCUUUGCCACAGAAGGUUGUGGAGGCCAAGUCAAUGGAUAUUUUCAAGGCAGAGAUAGAUAGAUUCUUGAUUAAGGGGUUAUGGGGAGAAGGCAGGAGAAUGGGGUUAGGAGGGAGAGCUAGAUCAGCUAUGAUUGAAUGGCAAAGUAGACUUAAUGGGCCGAAUGGCCUAAUUUUAUUCCUAUUCCCAAUGACCUUAUUCAGUUAUAUGCACAUGUACUGUGUUUCUGAAUCCUAUGGAUUUGAAUGCAAAUUCCACUUUUGUGCAACUGAUCCAAGGGAUAUGCUGAUGCAAUUGAAAUCCAUGGCAACAAUGGAUAGGAACUAUCUAGGUUCCAGCUCACACAGAACCAUUCCCAAGCAAGGAAGCUAAAAGCUAUCAGGUGAAGAGAAAGCAACAGAGAAAAAAUAUUAUUUUUAUAUUUAAAAUGGACAUAAAGUGUUGGAGUAACUCAGCGGGUCAGGCAGCAUCUGUGGAGAACAUGGAUAGGUGACAUUUCACAGAGUGCUGGAGUAACUCAGCGGGUCAGGCAGCAUCUGUGGAGAACAUGGAUAGGUGACGUUUCACAGAGUGCUGGAGUAACUCAGCUGGUCAGGCAGCAUCUGUGGAGAACAUGGAUAGGUGACG
Leucoraja erinaceus (little skate) is the source of this 3628-nucleotide messenger RNA. RefSeq names its product putative C->U-editing enzyme APOBEC-4. NCBI's taxonomy places the organism in Eukaryota, Metazoa, Chordata, Chondrichthyes, Rajiformes, Rajidae. The record is from RefSeq and is a predicted model, not a curated record. The transcript is spliced from 2 exons. The coding region runs from base 1184 to 2287 and encodes 367 amino acids.